CCCCUGAGUCAGCUACUCAUACAGCAUUUUGAUGAAAAAUUGCAUCACCCCGGUCCUGAAAGAGUAUAUGCUGAGAUCCGCCGGCAAUACUGGAUUUUGAGAGGACGAGAGGCUGUAAGAUAUCAUCAACAUAAGUGUACCGAGUGUAGAAAAUGGCGAGGUAAACCUGAGAUCCCCCGUAUGGCUGAUUUACCCCCUGCUCGCCUUCGACUUUACAAACCUGCAUUCUACUCAACUGGUGUAGACUGUUUCGGACCUUUCAUAAUCAAAGUGGGGCGGCGCAACGAGAAACGGUGGGGAAUUAUCUUUAAAUGUAUGACGACUAGAGCGGUAUACAUUGAUGUGCUAACCAACAUCAGCUCGGACUCAUUCCUCAUGGCUCUACGCCGAUUUAUUGCUCGAAGAGGAAAACCCCAUGAGCUCUUUUCAGACCAGGGUACUAAUUUCAAGGGAGGUGAGAGAGAAAUAACAGAAGCAUUCAACAACUUGCAACCUACCCUGAAAAGCCAACUUGCAAAGCAACAGAUUGAAUUUCACUUUAACCCACCUGGAGCUCCCCAUUUUGGGGGUAUAUGGGAAAGAGAAAUCAGAUCCCUGAAAGCUGCACUCAACCAGACGCUCGGAGCACAACAUGUGUCAGAGGAAGUACUAACAACAGUGCUGGUAGAGAUCGAGGGAAUUCUCAAUUCCAAGCCGUUGGGCUAUGUGCCAUCCGAUGUGGCUGACAUUGACCCUAUAACUCCAAAUAGCCUUCUAAUGGGGCGGCCUGACUCCAGCUUGCCACAAGUUGUCUAUCCAAAAACAGAACUACUGAGCAAGAAGCAAUGGAGACACAGUCAAAUACUGGCGGAUCAUUUCUGGGCACACUUCAUAAAGCGCUAUCUGCCUCAACUACAGACUCGGGCAAAAUGGAUGACUGACAAGGCCAAGAAUCUGGAGAAAGGGACAGUAGUGAUAAUAAUCGAUUCACAACUUCCCAGAGCUCUCUGGCUUGUGGGUAAGAUCACUGACACAAUACCUGGAGCAGAUGGAUGUAUAAGAACUGCUGAAGUACAAGUGGGUGAUCGCAAAUAUGUUAGACCUGUGAGUAAACUGAUCCGUUUACCACAGUUACCAGAUGAUGACAAUUCUUAGGCCUUUUCUGUAGUAAAUUUACUAAGUAAAUUGGGGCGGCUGUUGAAAAGGCCAGGUAUAUCUGGCGUUCUGAUUUGAUGCUGGUUUGAUUGACAGCUGGGUCUGGCCCGCCCAGAAGACUCAUAUCAUUUCCGUUCCUGUAGCCGGACAUUGCAGUUCAAUACAUUCUGGCUAACAGCUCGAUGCAGUGGCUUAUUGUGUGUGCGUCAUGAGAAAAAAUACCACACACACGCAUGUGCCUUUAUGACUGCAAAUAAAUGCUGUAAAAACAUCAGCUAACUACAAAGCCUGACUUGUGCGUUCUUACCGACGCCCCCUGGUGAUCACAUCAUAAAUAGUAAAGCCAGUGCCAUUUAACAAACUCACGAA
Danio rerio (zebrafish) is the source of this 1503-nucleotide messenger RNA. The record is from RefSeq and is a predicted model, not a curated record. Lineage: Eukaryota; Metazoa; Chordata; Actinopteri; Cypriniformes; Danionidae.